AUGCCUCCUCAGUUGAAAGAUCCGUCGCUGCUGAAGCAGGACGUCGCUUAUAUCAAUGGCGAAUGGCGAGCUGCCAAGUCUGGCAAGACUUUCAAGGUCAAUGACCCCUCUACUGGCACCUUGAUUGGUACCUGCGCCGAGUGCGAUGCCGAAGACACCAAGCUGGCCAUCAAGGCCGCCGCCGAUGCUUUCCCUGCCUUUCGCAGCCUGACUGGCCGUGAACGUGCCAAGAUGCUGCGCAAGUGGUAUGAUUUGAUGGUGGAGAAUGCUGAUGAUAUUGCCAAGCUCAUCACUUGGGAGAAUGGCAAGCCUGUCGCUGAGGCCAAGGGCGAGGCUACUUAUGCUGCCAAUUUCUUUGAAUGGUUUAGUGAGGAAGCUCCUCGAACUUAUGGCGACACUAUUCCCGCUACUGUGCCUGGAAACAGGGUGUGGACGCUCAAGGAGCCUGUCGGUGUGUGUGGGCUAAUUACACCAUGGAACUUUCCUGCUGCCAUGAUUACUCGAAAAGUCGCCCCAGCCCUGGCCGCUGGCUGUACCGUUGUUUGCAAGGCUCCCGGCGAGACUCCCUACACUGCCCUGGCUGUCGCUGAGCUUGGUCACCGGGCAGGUAUUCCCAAGGGUGUCGUCAACGUCGUUACCACCCUUGCCAACACGCCAGAGAUUGGUGAAGUGCUCACCACUGAUCCUACCGUCAAGAAGGUGUCAUUCACUGGAUCCACUGGUGUCGGCAAGCUCCUCAUGAAGCAGUCAUCUGGCACCCUCAAGAAGCUGUCUUUGGAGCUUGGUGGCAACGCACCAUUCAUCGUCUUUGAUGACGCUGACAUUGAGACCGCUGUGGCUGGCGCCAUUGCUUCCAAGUUCCGUGGAACCGGUCAAACCUGCGUUUGUGCCAACCGAAUCUACGUCCAAGAGGGUGUCUACGACGAAUUCGUCAAGAAAUUUACCGAAAAAGUAAACGCUUUCAAGGUCGGCAACGGCUUCGAGGACGGCACUACCCACGGACCUCUUAUCCACGACCGGGCCGUUUCCAAGGUUGAGGCUCACAUCAAGGACGCCCAGUCCAAGGGCGGCAAGAUUGUCGCCGGUGGCCAAGCGAUGCCCGAUCUGGGAGCCAACUUCUUCCAGCCAACUGUUAUCCGGGACAUGACUCCCAACAUGGCCAUGGCUACGGAGGAGACGUUUGGACCCGUCGCCGGACUCUUCCCCUUCAAGACAGAAGCUGAGGUUGUCAAGAUGGCUAACAAGGUUGAGGUCGGCCUUGCUGGAUAUUUCUUCUCGCGAGACCUUCACCGUGUUCACAGAGUAGCUGAGGCGCUGGAAGUCGGCAUGGUUGGUGUCAACACUGGUAUCAUUUCUGAUCCAGCAGCUCCGUUUGGUGGUGUCAAAGAGAGCGGUUUUGGUCGUGAGGGUUCCAAGUAUGGUAUUGCCGAGUACCAGAUUACCAAGAUGAUUACGUACGGAGGAAUGGGAUUGCCCUUGCAGAGUUAG
Molecule: messenger RNA, 1488 nt
Organism: Pochonia chlamydosporia 170
Lineage: Eukaryota; Fungi; Ascomycota; Sordariomycetes; Hypocreales; Clavicipitaceae
Product: succinate-semialdehyde dehydrogenase
Exons: 4
Coding region: 1-1488 (495 amino acids)
Biological process (GO): GABA catabolic process
Molecular function (GO): succinate-semialdehyde dehydrogenase (NAD+) activity
Source: RefSeq, a predicted model, not a curated record